Molecule: messenger RNA, 1134 nt
Organism: Cylas formicarius (sweet potato weevil)
Lineage: Eukaryota; Metazoa; Arthropoda; Insecta; Coleoptera; Brentidae
Product: craniofacial development protein 2-like
Exons: 2
Coding region: 1-1134 (377 amino acids)
Molecular function (GO): catalytic activity
Source: RefSeq, a predicted model, not a curated record
AUGAGCGAAACAAAAAAGAAAGGACAUGGCACAGAGGACAUAGAUGGGCACCUACACAUGUGGAGCGGUAUUAAUAAAGAAAACAGAGCUAAAGCUGGGGUUUCGGUACUUAUCAACAAGAAAUGGAAGAAAACCAUUACAUCAUGGGAACCCAUUAAUGAACAUAUAAUCACAGUACACCUGAAAAUGUGCGGCAGAUCAAUAGUUUUAUUAGGAGUAUAUGGACCAACAAACGACAGCCCCGCUACAGAAAAAAUUACAUUCUUUGAAACUCUAAAGGAAGAAAUUGAAAAAGUGAAAACUAAACAAGAAAUAUUAAUAGCGGGAGACUUUAACGGAAGGACGGGAAAUAAAGCACAUAACAAAACAGUAGGCCAUUUCGGGGAGGACACAAUUAAUGACAAUGGUGAAAGAUUAAUUGAAAUUUGCGAAUUAAACGACUUAAAAAUUACCAACGGCUUCUAUAAACAUAAAGACAUCCACAAAUACACCUGGAUACAAGAAACUAGGAAUCUAAGAUCCAUAAUAGAUUACAUAGUUGUUAGGAUAACUACAACAAUUAAGAUACAGGAUGUAAGAGUUAAAAGAAGCGCUGAAUGUGGAACCGAUCAUCGACUAGUAGUGGCGUACAUGCACUUUCCUUGGUAUGGAGUAGCAAAGAAAAACAAAGAAGAGAUAGCAAAACAAGAACAACAAAAAGGCAACCAAAACAACCAGGAAAUAAAAGAGAAAAGAUUUAAAAUUCACCUCCUAGAGAAAGAAACAAUAAGAGAUUUGUACAGACGUAGACUUGAUGAAAAACUAAUAGAGUUCAAUUUUAAUAAUUUAACAGACACUUACGAACACGUGAAGAAGAGCAUUAAAGAGGCAGCUUAUGAAGCAUUAGGAGAGGAAGACGGAAAGAACAAAAAAUAUACAGAAGAACUUAGCUUACUGCCGCUAUUUGCGAAAGCACUAUACGCCACGCGUUCCCGAUUUUAUACCGAGACGUUCCAAUGUGCGGCAAUAUUUAGAACGUCUUAUUUACGGCUGCCGACGACGCACAUGUUCGCGGCCGGCUUCGGAACCAUCGGACCGUCAAAUGACAGAUCCGCGCAGCUGGGAAUUUUAACGACUAACAAAUUGUCGUAUUAG